Aspergillus thermomutatus is the source of this 1527-nucleotide messenger RNA. Its product is annotated as cytochrome P450. Lineage: Eukaryota; Fungi; Ascomycota; Eurotiomycetes; Eurotiales; Aspergillaceae. The transcript has 3 exons. The record is from RefSeq and is a predicted model, not a curated record. The coding region runs from base 1 to 1527 and encodes 508 amino acids. Gene Ontology annotation, molecular function: heme binding; oxidoreductase activity, acting on paired donors, with incorporation or reduction of molecular oxygen; iron ion binding.
AUGGACAGUUUGUCCUUGGUUGUGGUGACCCUCAUCAUCAUUGCGGGAUCUGCUCUCUUUCUCCGCAUCAGACAUGAUCCCCGCGAACCCCCCGUAGUCCACAAUGGCAUCCCAUUCAUCGGCCAUAUGAUCGGCUUCGUUCGUCAUGGAGUCGACUACUACGCGUUGCAGAGCGCCAAACACGGCCUGGAAGCCUUCACCAUGGACGUGCUCUUCACCAAAAUCUAUGUCAUCACCACCCCGAAUCUAGUCAUCGCGGCCCGGCGCCAUCACCGCAACAUGUCCUUUGAGCCCGCCAUCACCGGCGGGGCGAGGCGCAUGACCGGCCUCAAAGGACCCGGGUUGGAACUCCUCCGUGAGAAGCGGCACGGGGGUGAGGGCUUGCACAGUGACGUCGUGCAUGCAAUGCGUCCGUCUCUCGAGGGAGCGGGAUUGGACCGGAUGAACGAGAAGGUGAUCGGUUUGUUGCUCAGGAGCGUUGAUGAAUUGCCGACCGCUGCGCCCUUUGAUUUCCACGGAUGGUGUCGGUCGGCCAUCACCAUCGCCAGCACGGAUGCGGUGUAUGGUCCUCUGAAUCCGUACCGGUUCAAGGAGCUGCAGGAUGCGUUUUGGGACUUCGAGGAGAAUCUCGCGCUGCUGCUGAUGGACGUCGGGCAGAGGUUCACAGCGCGCAAGGCAUGGAAGGCACGGCAGCGAAUCGUCGCCGCUUUCAUCGAUUACUACCGUGCUGAUGGGCAUCUCGACUCGUCGCACAUGACAUAUGCCCGGUGGGAGACGCAGCAGAAAGGAGGUGCCACACUGGAGGACAUCGCCCGCCUGGAGGCGGCUGCUGCACUGGGGACCUUGUCGAACACAGUCCCGGCGAUUUUCUGGUUGAUCUUUGACAUCUUCUCACGUCCGGAGCUGCUGAAGGAAGCUCGAGAUGAAGUGGCUCAGCAUGCGAUCCAGGUUGAUGCGCAAGGCGUGCACACCGUUGAUCUCACUGAGAUCCGCGAGAAGUGUCCUCUGCUGGUGUCGGUGUUUCAGGAGACGCUGCGGCUACGUUCUAAUACCGUUCCCAUACGGGUUCUCUAUGAGGAUAUCCUCCUGGAUGACAAGUAUCUUCUGAAAGCAGGUGGAAUCCUGCAGAUGCCCGCACAUGCGAUCAACCGCGACCAGUCAAUCUGGGGCAGCGACGCGGACGAAUACGACCCUCACCGAUUUGUCAAAAUUAACCAGUCUGACAGUCGCAAGAAGGCCAACGGAUUUCUGUCCUUUGGGACCUCUCCGCAUGUUUGUCCGGGCAGGCACUUUGCCACGGGGGAGAUCCUGGCUCUGACUGCCAUGCUUGUGGUUCGGUAUGACAUUGUCCCUCUCGGCGGGUUGUGGAGAGAGCCCAGGAUCAACAAGACAGCUAUUACGGCUUCGACAAGGCCUCCUGCAGAGGAAUUCAAGGUGACUGCUACGGCCAGAAAGGAGUAUCAAGGGACUAAAUGGGCGUUCCGUGUGUCGGAGGGUAAGGGGAAGUACGGACUGAUCAUCGGGUAG